Larimichthys crocea (large yellow croaker) is the source of this 2897-nucleotide messenger RNA. It is a transcript of the gene pparg, whose product is annotated as peroxisome proliferator-activated receptor gamma. The record is from RefSeq and is a predicted model, not a curated record. Lineage: Eukaryota; Metazoa; Chordata; Actinopteri; Sciaenidae. Gene Ontology annotation, molecular function: RNA polymerase II cis-regulatory region sequence-specific DNA binding; nuclear receptor activity; zinc ion binding. Gene Ontology annotation, biological process: negative regulation of inflammatory response; negative regulation of cholesterol storage; positive regulation of transcription by RNA polymerase II. The transcript has 9 exons. Gene Ontology annotation, cellular component: nucleus. Bases 48 to 1673 code for a protein of 541 amino acids.
UGUUGGUCCAUACUGUGUCUGACUACCACAGUGAGAGAGAGUUUGUCAUGCAAACACCAGGCAGAGAUUUUAACCAUCAAAGUGGUCACAACUUCUAUGCAGACAUGGUGGACACCCAGCAGCUCCUAGCCUGGCCUGUCGGUUUCAGCUUGAACGCUGUGGACCUGUCCGAGCUGGAAGACAACUCCCACUCCCACGACAUGAAGCAUUUGUCCACGUUAGACUACGCCUCCAUCUCCUCUUCCUCCAUUCAGUCCUCCCUGUCUCCCUCGCUCGUAUCCUGCAUCUCCCCCGCUGGUAUGCCCUAUGACCCCAGUCCUCCGCAGAGCGAAGAACACCUGACCAACAUGGACUACACAAACAUGCACAGCUACAGGAUGGAGCUGGACACACACAACUCAAUCAAGGUGGAGCCGGAGUCGCCUCCGCAGUUCUCUGACAGUCCCGUGUUCUCCAAGCUUCAGGACGACACGCCAGUGGCAGCGUUAAACAUCGAGUGUCGCGUGUGUGGAGACAAAGCUUCAGGGUUUCACUAUGGCGUCCACGCCUGUGAGGGCUGUAAGGGUUUCUUCAGACGCACUAUCAGGUUAAAGUUGGUGUACGAUCACUGUGAUCUUCACUGUCGGAUUCACAAGAAGUCCCGCAACAAAUGCCAAUACUGUCGCUUCCAGAAGUGCCUCAAUGUCGGCAUGUCACACAACGCCAUUCGUUUUGGCCGGAUGCCGCAGGCAGAGAAGGAGAAACUGCUGGCUGAGUUCUCAUCUGACAUGGAGCACAUGCACCCUGAGGCAGCAGAUCUGAGGGCUCUCUCCCGGCAUCUGUACGAGGCAUAUCUGAAAUACUUCCCCCUUACCAAGGCCAAGGCCAGGGCCAUCCUCUCUGGGAAGACCGCAGAUAACGCGCCUUUUGUCAUCCACGACAUGAAGUCUCUGCUGGAAGGAGAGCAGUUUAUUAACUGCAAACAGAUACCAACCCCAGAGCACCAGCAGCAGAUGUCUGCUCUGACAGUCGCACAUGGAGGUCUCUCAGGAGCUCACCAAGGUUUAGAGUGUAACAUUUUGGAUGCUGUGGAGCUGCGUUUUUUCCACAGCUGCCAAUCACGUUCAGCUGAAGCAGUGAGAGAAGUGACAGAGUUUGCCAAGAGUAUCCCAGGGUUCAUUGAGCUGGAUCUCAAUGAUCAGGUGACUUUACUUAAGUACGGCGUGAUUGAGGUCUUAAUCAUCAUGAUGGCACCUCUGAUGAACAAAGACGGGACCCUCAUCGCGUACGGACAGAUCUUCAUGACGAGAGAGUUCCUCAAGAGUCUCAGGAAACCUUUCUGUCAAAUGUUGGAACCAAAGUUUGAGUUCUCAGUAAAGUUCAACACGUUGGAGCUGGAUGACAGCGACAUGGCGUUGUUUCUGGCUGUCGUUAUCCUCAGCGGGGAUCGCCCAGGCCUGCUGAACGUGAAGCCGAUUGAGCAGCUCCAGGAGACAGUUCUUCACGCACUGGAGCUGCAGCUGAAGCUAAACCACCCAGACUCUCUGCAACUGUUCGCCAAGCUGCUCCAGAAAAUGACCGACCUGCGUCAGAUCGUCACCGACCACGUCCACCUCAUCCAGCUGCUGAAGAAGUCGGAGAUGGAAAUGUGCUUACACCCACUGCUGCAGGAGAUCAUAAAGGACUUGUAUUAGAAUUCAACAGAAGGGAAAGGACAAGUAGAGAAAAGAAGGAAGGAAAGAAAGAGGGAAUAAAGAGAUUUUAUUUUUGAAAUCAUGACUUGUGAAAUUAGAUGAGAAAGCACUUUUUGUGCUGCUGGUGUGUUUGAAAAAAAAAAAGAGAGAGAGGGAGGUAGCCAGACAGGCUGACUGAAAUUGAGAAAGAGAUGGGGGGGGAGAAUCAAGGAAAGGAAGACAAAAUCUGUGUUAGAUCUGGUCUAGACAGCAGUAUGUGAAUAACUUGUGGUGCACAGUCAUUUAGCCACUGCUGAGCCUGGAUAUUUUGUGAUUGACUAGGCUGCCAACUUAAACACAAAACUACCACCUAUUGCAACAAUCGGGACGAGCAUCUAUGACUCAGUGAAAGAGAGGGGACUUUCUUAUUGGCAAGCUGAAGCUUAAAAUCACGAGCGCUCUACACAGCCUGCUUUACGUGCCCAAAAGAGAAAUAUAUAACUGUGAAUAUUCUACACCAUGUGUCACACAGUACAGUGUGCGUCGUUCAUGUGCAGCUUAUCUAUCAUGUUGCGUUACAACCGUCAUAGGCAGCAGCUAUGUGUACGUGCUUCAGUACCUCUGCGAACACGCACAAAUGCAUGAAUGCUCACACACACACACACACACACAGACAAUAUCAGCAUCAGGAGAAAGGUGCUAUCGCUUGUUAAUCAGCUUCAUCCAAAGACAGAAAUCAAGAUUAUCGCCUGUAACAUAUUUUAGUGUCUGUCCUGUACAAACUGUGAGAAAGUGUGAAGCAACAAAGGGCACAUUAUGAUGUCGAUGUCAGCUUUUUAUGAACAAUGAAACAGUAUACGCCAUGUCGUGCCUUCAGUUUUUUUUUUCUUUUUGAUGUUUUUUUUUUUUUGUGAAAUUAAUGCCACCUAAAAAAAACCAUUAGAUGUAUUACACAUGUAUGAUGUAUAAUAUAUAUUCAUGUAUAUUAUUUUUGUAUGGAUGAAAUUGCCUGACAAACACAAUUGGCUAUGAGGAUCUGAGUUUUAUUUCAAAAUCUUGAAAAAGAAGUGGUUGAGGUUUACUAUGAAAUCAUUUUGUAUACAUAUCUGCCAUGUCUGGUCAAUCAGAUGGUUUUUUUCUGUUUUUUUUGGAAGGGGGUCAGCAGACAAAGGGAUUGGAUUAACAGGGGGGCGGGUGGGAAUAAAUUUGUUGUAAAUAAAAUAUUUUCUAACUUUUUAUUUGAAA